Messenger RNA from Microdochium trichocladiopsis, 883 nucleotides. RefSeq lists its product as uncharacterized. The record is from RefSeq and is a predicted model, not a curated record. Bases 177 to 629 code for a protein of 150 amino acids. The transcript is spliced from 3 exons. NCBI's taxonomy places the organism in Eukaryota, Fungi, Ascomycota, Sordariomycetes, Xylariales, Microdochiaceae.
UGGUUCAUCAAUCCAAUUCUACAUCAAACUGGGGACUUGGCCAUGGCGCACCGAGGGAGCUCAUGCCUUGAUACGCGAGAUAGCAAUUAUGGUUUGGGGCCGAAGUAGGCACGUGGCGAUCGCUACGUACCUGGCACCAACGACUUAUUCCGUAUAAAAGGACUGACACCCUAUACAUGUCAUGGCCUUUUGUUAUUGCCAGAUCGUAUCUACCAACCAAUCCUCGUUUGCCACUGUGUAGGCGAUCAUUAGCCACCAAGAUGAAUACCAUAAGUUUUCCUUUAGGACCCACUAAAGAGCGCGCUCAGCACGCUAAUACCAGCAAUUUAGGUCAGAUCGUUUUGGCUUGGUUGGGGCUCCCUCUGUCCGGCGGUGGAGCAUACUACUUUGCCAAGAAGGGCAUCAACGCAGACAGAGCGGCGCGACUUGAGGAGCGGCGGAUAAAGAAAGCCAUGAUCGACUCCCCGGAAUAUAGCCCUAGGCUCCAGAGCAAACCUACGAAUCCCCGCGACGCGGAGAGCAUGUCAGUUGACAACAAUGAACGAGCAGUUCGCAUGGAUACAGCAGGCACACAGUUGCAGACGCGCAGAAGUACUCCAUCGCCUGCUAACCACGGACCGGCGACCUAGACGACAAAAGCACUCGGCCAAUUGAUGUCUUCCAUGUGUCGCGGUUUCCAAAACGGGAAGUGAGACAAAAGUCGCAAACAAGCAACCAGCCGGCUAUUCUGUCUCUACAUGCCUAGUUGCACGUGGAGCUUCUGCGAUAAGUGAUAAAUGAUCUACCCCUAGGCCUUGGCAAGGCAACGGACGGAAGGAUUGCGUCCAUUUUAGGUGUACAAGGACUGGACAGUAGCUACAAUACCCACCAUAGCGUAGGAGCG